This is a messenger RNA of Eruca vesicaria subsp. sativa (arugula), 369 nucleotides long. The record is from the annotation of a GenBank genome assembly. NCBI's taxonomy places the organism in Eukaryota, Viridiplantae, Streptophyta, Magnoliopsida, Brassicales, Brassicaceae.
AUGAUGACGACUCAAGAUAAGAACAAGCAUCGGAAGAGGGAAGAUGAUGCGGAGAAUGGUUUGCACCGUAGGCAACCAGAUGCUGAGAAUUCGUUUCUUAGUGGCAUCAAGCAACGGCUACUUUCCUUUAUCUUUAAAGAUAUUUGGAAUGAAGAAUCUGAUAACACAAUGGUAGGAAGAAAUGCUGAUCAUCUUCCGGCUUUCUUCGCGGUGUAUAAUAAGGAAACAACUGAUAUUGUAGCAUUCUAUCAGAACUCAGCAGAAGAUCUUUACCAGCUAUUUGAGCAGUUCAGUAGUGAUCACUUUACAGUCUCAAGUAGUUCACCUUUCAUGAACUUUGUAAUUUUCUUUUAUGCUUUCAAUGUUUAA